GAAGAAGAAGAAAACCCAGAAGUUCCAGUGUUGUUGCUGGCUAGAUUACACUUUCCUCAAACUGUGUAUAUGCAAUGACAGUCGUAUACAAAGGAUCUAUGUUCAGAUAUCGAGAUCCGGAUCUUCCUCUGUCAUCUGUUCGCCUCCUGGUUCCUCCACUGAGGCUGAUGUCAGCCUGUAUGUGGCAGGUGGCCCAGAGGCGAAAUGUAGACCAGUAUAACAAACUGGCUGAAUUCAUCACAUUAGUGUCAGAGGUGGUCCCAGAGCUUAUGAGCUACAAACAGAGGACUCAGCUCAUCCUGGGACUGAGAGCUCGGCUCAUCCUUGAAUUGUUAAAGGGGAUGGAUAAAGUUGACUGUAAAGCUAUCCAGGAUCUUCUUAACAUUUUCCAACAGAGGGCAACAAGCCACAUGUAUGAAGAGGACCAAGAUGCAGAGGUGGAGAUUUCAAAGUCAGCAUUUGUGGAGCUGGUUGAGACAUUGCUGAGAGACCAAUCAGAAAAAGACAACUUCUUCAAGGAAGUCUUCUCGGUCCAAUAUGGAGCUCGUUUUGAUACAGCGCUGCAGAUCCUGGUGUGGGAGUUCUUCUACCGACUGGAGCAGUUCUUCCCAGUACCGAGUUUUUCACAGGUAUUCUCCAUAUUUGACAUUUCUUCCUUUGACUAUGAGUUUGAGCAGUUUGUUUCCAACCCUGAAGACCUGAAGAGGAUUUUGCAGCAUCAGCAGGAGCAUCAAAAGUUGACUAAAAGUGAAUUCACCUUCAUGUCGGACACUAUCCUCUCCACACUCGCAUCUAAGCUGACUUUGGCAGCAGCUGAAGAUCAUAUUGAUGAAAAACUCAAUCCGGAAAUGACGGAGCAGAACAUAUUGAAGCAAGAAGACAGCUGUGGCAUAGAAGACAUUUGUGAGGAUGAUGAAGAGACUGACAACAGUUCCAUUGAAACUAAUCCAAACUCUCCGCUGCACGAGUACGGGCUGUCACCACUCACUUCCUCUCCAUGUUCUGAAGAAGCUGGUGCAGCCGGUGAUGAAGAAACAGCUGGUGAAGCCGCCUUCCAGCCACCCAGAUGCUCAGUGGAAGAACUGAAGGAACAUCUGGAUCUGAGUAGAAGCAAGGAGCCAUCAGAAGAGAGCCAGUCAUUGACAAGAGUCGGAGAAGAUGCCAGCGAGGACUCCGUAAGAACCAAUAAAAACACCUGCCUGGAGUGUGGCAAGACUUUAGCAUCGCCUGCCUCCUUGAGAAGACAUCAUUUUCUUCACUCUGCAGUACGGCCAUUCAAGUGCACUCAGUGUGACAAGUCAUACACAUGUAAACCAGACCUGAAUCGACAUUUCCUAAUUCACUCAAAAGUCGUGUCUAUUCCUUGCAGCCUUUGUGAGAAGAGAUUUGGUUCUCAGGCUUCACUUAAAGUUCACAUGCGAGUUCAUACUGGAGAGAGGCCGUUUGCCUGCUCGUACUGUGGCAAGAGGUUCUUGAACAAUUUUGCCCUGAAGUCCCACGUGCGCAUUCAUACCGGCGAGCGCCCGUAUGCCUGUACUUUUUGCGACAAGAAAUUCAUACAGUCACACUGUCGCACUGUGCACCUCAGGGUUCAUAAGAAAGAGAAACCGUACCUGUGCAGCACAUGUGGUAUGUCCUUCUGUAGCUCCGGGGCCUUGCUGGUGCAUUCACGCAUUCACACAGGUGAGCGGCCUCAUCAGUGUGACUUGUGUGGAAAACGUUUCAGGAAAGCUGUACAACUGACAGUCCAUCGGAGAUUCCACACGGGAGAGAGGCCGUAUUCUUGCUCACAGUGCGACAAAUUGUUCGCCUGUAGCUCGGGACUGAAGAAACACACGAGGACACACACGGGAGAGAAACCAUACCAGUGUUUAACUUGUCACAAGACGUUUUCCGAAAAAUCCAACAUGAGAAAACAUCUGAAAGUCCACAAGAACAUCUAGCAUACUGUUUUUGGAGACCGGUUGUUGGAACGCUUGCAGUAUCUUAAAGGAUAAAUGAAAGCCUUGUUAUUUCUGUGUCAGAACCAGCUGUUUCGGUGCGUCUUCGUAUCACUAAAUCAAAUGUACGUAUGUAAAUAUGGACUUGGGACACUUGAAUCGUACAUGUUGGAGCAUAUAUUAUUAAAGAGCAUAUUGUUUAGGGUUAGCAUAGGUCAAAGACUUGAUUUUAGUGUCUAGUUAUGUUCAGGUAAUCUUUGAAAAAAGUCAAAAAAUGUACUAACAAAAUAUACCAUCAUUAAGGAGUGCUCAUGUGUGAGAUAGUAAGGAUAGAUUCUUUUCUACUUUAAGAGUACCUGCUCUUUUCUAUUUAGUCAUGUUUCUCACAGUACAAACACUAUUUUGUGUUGCAUGUAUCUCCUGAUCCCAGUGCGACUGCCACUCUUCCAUGCGAUACCCUUUCCCUCUGAUUUUGAAGGUUUAAAUUGCAGUGUCUAUGUAUGAGCUUCUUUAGCUAGUCUGCCCUCUCUCUCAGCAUCCAGAAGAUGAGUCGGUUGUCAGUUUAAGAUUUCAGCUCAAAAAGCUCACAGUAUCUGUUCUUUCUUUUUUAACCAUUGUAAAAAACAGAUGAUUUUGAAUUUAUAAUAAUGUUGUCGAAUGACUCAUAGGCAAAGUGUUCUGUAACUCUGAGGAACUCAAAGGCACAAGAUUAGUAUUUUUAUGAUUUUUUCUGUCUGACCAUCCACUCUUUGUUGAGUAGAGUAAGUCUUGUGAAUUCUGACACAUCUGUAGCUGAAUUUAUUAAACCUCUUCAUUUUCUUAAUUCAGAUUAAAGUACUGUUUAUAAUCUUUGGUACACACAUUCAUUAGGGUCAAAUACAGCAUAAACCCAUUAACCAUAAAUCCACCAUAAGCAGUAUUUGGCACAGUAUUUCAGUAUGUUCACAGAUUUUAACCUUUGAACUAGAGCCUGACCAAUAAUUUCUGUUGUUGGGUAUCUAGUUGUGAGAAAACAGCAACUAAGUAAAGUGAGCAAAUGUGUGAACUUCAUAAACAAGGUAAGAUUAGGAGAAAAUAAACAAAUUCCAAAUCAAA
Messenger RNA from Dicentrarchus labrax (European seabass), 3035 nucleotides. Its product is annotated as zinc finger protein 586-like. Gene Ontology annotation, molecular function: DNA-binding transcription factor activity, RNA polymerase II-specific; RNA polymerase II cis-regulatory region sequence-specific DNA binding. Gene Ontology annotation, biological process: regulation of transcription by RNA polymerase II. The transcript is spliced from 8 exons. The record is from RefSeq and is a predicted model, not a curated record. Lineage: Eukaryota; Metazoa; Chordata; Actinopteri; Moronidae. Bases 75 to 1943 code for a protein of 622 amino acids. Gene Ontology annotation, cellular component: nucleus.